GGGAGGAUCGCGGCCUGCGCCGCGGAUCGCGAAUCUUCGCGGCUCCCUCCCUCCCGCCUCUCGUUCUCACGGGCCUCAGGCUCCAGCUUCGAGCCCGGCUCCUGUUUCUGUUGGGUUCCUCUCGCGCUGAUCUGCCGCAGGAGAUACGGAGCGGAGCUGGGGGGGCACCUUGAGAAGCUUGCUGUCGCAUCACACUGCGGUGUGAAGGGUGACUUGACUCUUAAGUCAUGGAUGAAGAUGAACAAGUGGAGUUUUCAAGCGUGGAGGAGGAGUUGUGCUAUUGGAAGCAAAAUGCAUUAAAAUACAAAGCAAGUUGGAUCGCUGCACAGGAGGAGCUUGAGGAGUUCACCAUUGGUAGCCGUGAGCUGGAGGCAGAGCUGGAGGCACAGCUGGAGCAGGCCGAGGGCCGCACUCGCGAGCUACACGCCACCAACCAGCGCUUGAUUAAUGACCUGGAAAUUAUCAAGGAAAAGCUGGAGCAGCAGCAUGGCCAAAGCUAUCAACAAAUAUCUUCCCUGGAGGAGCAGUUGGCACAAAUCACUGCUAUCAAGGAUCAGCUGCACAAAUAUGUGCGCGAGCUGGAGCAGGCGAAUGAUGACCUGGAGAGGGCCAAGCGUGCAACGUUCGUUUCCAUGGACGACUUUGAGCAGCGAAUGAACGAGGUGAUUGAGCGCAACGCCUUUCUGGAGAGCGAGGUGGACGAGAAAGAGAACCUGCUCGAGUCUGUACAGCGGCUUAAGGACGAGGCUCGCGACUUGCGCCAGGAGCUGGCGGUGCAGCAGAAGCAGGUGCGACGCUCGGCACCGAAUUCGCCAUCAGCAGAGGUGGCUCCAUCACCGGCUCCAUCACCGGCUCCAUUGCCUGCUCCAGCUCCAGUAUCCGUGCCAUCACCUUCCACCCCCCGUGUCCCUGGAGACAUCGCCUUCGAGAUGCCUGUCACUCCACGAUCAAAAGGAAUGCCCAAUGGUUAUGGAAGUUCGCCACUGACCCCAUCGGCCAGAAUCUCUGCUCUCAACAUUGUUGGUGAUCUGCUCAGGAAAGUCAGUGCACUGGAGUGUAAACUUGCCUCUUGCAAGAAUGUCAUGCGGGACCAGCAGUUGCUGGGAAAAGUGAGCGGGAGUCUCUCGGGUACGUCUCGGACCCCCCACAGCCCAAGCCCUCCAUCUCCCGGACACGACAUGGGGCCUAGCAAAAGGUUGGAGAGAGCUUCCUAUUUGCCCUUUGCGGGCCCAACCCCACCCACGCCUGCCUCCCCACCAGGUGGCAUGCAGAUCACCGUUUGACCUACAAUGCCACCUCUGCAACCUGCCACCACAGUACCAUAGCAACUCUGGAGCAACCACAGGCACCCAGCACACCCUACCUCAGCAUAGGCUGUAUAUCCCAACACAAACUACCAUCCGCACCUCUAAAUUUAUUCGGUGUCCUCUGCAAGUACUGGUCCCCCUAUAGUUGUGUUCUUUAGUUGUGAAGUCCAUUCGAGAAUCUGCACAGAGCAGAUGGAUUUGUAAUGUUCACUUAUGCCACAAACCUUUAAAGUGUGCGCCUCGUGCUGCCAGCUAUUUACUGCGUAUUUAUUGUCUCAUGUAGGGAUUUGCUCAGCAUGCGCGUACAUAUAGGCGGAUCCGUCUGUACGCUCGAUACAAGAGUAGAUUACAUUGUUGGAGUGAGUUCAAGGCCAUGAUCCACUUGAGAAUUUUUGUAAAGGCAAUCGUUGCUUGCAAUGCAUUUACCAUGAGAGACUGGAAAUUUGGUGGGAAAUGGAAUGGGGUGAUUGAGUUCUGUCUUGCCUUUAAUCUCUUGAAAUGACUCGGGCCCAUCAUGCCUCUCAUAACACAUCUUUUCACCACCAACUCCACAUCAGACUGCCACACCCCAUCUCUCCACACAAACACACUAUCUCUCCACAUCAUCACAACACUACAUCAUCACAUCAUAUCCACAGCUCACUCGUGCAGGGACUUAAAGGCACCAUUUUUUAAAAUGCAGAUUGUGUGUCAGUCUUGUGAGCUUUCUGUGAUCUAAUUGGAAGUUGCUGUCCCAGUUGCCCACGAGGGGGAGUUGAGAUCAGUAUCAGAUUUUGGGCAACAAUAUUUUAACAAUGGGUAACGCUGCGGCAACCAUUGCCGGUGCUGAUUUCCGGCAAUGAUGAUCAUGGCCUUGAGAAAGUGAUUUUGGAUUCUGUGCAUCUUAACAUGCCGGAGGUGCCUACGCUUGCUGCUUUGGCCUUUGAGCCACAUAAAGCAACGUGCGGUUUUAUUUUCAAAAUGUGUUGUACAGCAGACAGAACUUUUACAAUAUUCCCCAGUGCUGCCAGAAAGCUUUGAGAUUACUCUGCCCAAUUCAAUUCUCUGUUUCAAUGGUGGACAACAGAGCAGGUGCAUAGCAAGGGUCCCAAUGGCACUACGUCUGUAGCUUGCACAGCAGGUAUGUGCUUUUGCAACUGCACUUGCUCGUAGUGCCAUGUGAGUGUUAAUGCAGAGCGGUGGUACUAUGAGUUGCUGUACCCCCCCCCCCCCAUCACCAAAGCAAUGCUAGAGGUAGCUGCAGCCCUUAAUCACCAUCACAGCGUGAGAAGUAGCAACCUAUGGCGAUGCAAGGGCUGGAGCAGCAACUCCGCGCAGUUGUGGCAGAGGUUAAGGUUUGACUUGAAGGGUGUGUGUGCUGCUCUAUCUUCUUGCUUUUGUUGUAAUUCUCUAACUUUUGUCAGCACAUUUCAUUGUAUAUACGAUUGUUCUUGUAAAGUGGUGGACUAAGUGAACACGACUAUUGCACAUAGGUUUUGAUCGCUUGAGGAAAUGCCUUCCACUCAAGUGACUGAAAACCGUGUGCUUUAUCUUUUGUUAUAAAAUGUAUUGGAAUAAAGUUGGACUUCAAAAACAUAA
Molecule: messenger RNA, 2885 nt
Organism: Lethenteron reissneri (Far Eastern brook lamprey)
Lineage: Eukaryota; Metazoa; Chordata; Hyperoartia; Petromyzontiformes; Petromyzontidae
Gene: NDEL1
Product: nudE neurodevelopment protein 1 like 1
Biological process (GO): mitotic centrosome separation; chromosome segregation; centrosome localization
Cellular component (GO): kinetochore; centrosome; kinesin complex
Molecular function (GO): microtubule binding
Source: RefSeq, a predicted model, not a curated record